AAAAAGUUAAUAGAAAAUUUUAUUCUUUAUGAAAUUGUUCAACAUGACAUAUCACGUGAGUUGUUUGUAAAUCUAUAUUCGAAUCAGAAUUCUGUUGAUCACUUGCGUUAACUAUGCAUCAUAGACUUGUACCGUACUACCAAGUAAUGCACAAAGAGACUUAUCUAAUCCACCAGCAAAUCUAAACCAGAAAAACCAGAAAAUGGCGCCAUACUAUUUCUGCUCAUUAAACCCACCCUCAUCUUCAAAUUCCAUAUCCAAAUUCAUAUCAAACCAACCUUAUCUUUCAAUCCUAGAAACCAAAUGCACCACCAUCAAACACCUUCAAAUCAUACACUCUCAAAUCAUCAAAACCGGCUUAAUCAACGACUCAAUCGCAGCCUCUCGGUUACUCUCAUUUGCAGCCACUUCCCCUGAACCCGACAUCACUUAUGCAUACAAUAUAUUCAAUCAAAUCCAAAACCCGACUAGAUUUUCUUGGAAUACUAUCAUUAGAGCCUUCUCCAAAAGCCAAAACCCGAUAUUUGCAUUACAUUUGUUUCUUGAUAUGUUGGUUUGUUCAAAUGUGGACACGGAUAGAUUAACUUAUCCGUCGGUUUUUAAGGCGUAUGGGGAAUGUGGGUUGGCUAAAAAUGGUGCUCAACUUCAUGGUAGGAUAGUGAAACUUGGGUUACAGUUUGAUGGGUAUGUAAGGAAUGGGAUUCUUUAUAUGUAUGCUAAUUGUGGAAUGUUUGGUGAAGCGUUUAAAUUGUUUGGAGACGGUGAAGAUUUUGAUGUUGUUGGUUGGAAUUUGAUGAUUAUGUGUCUUUGUAAGUAUGGAAAUGUCGAUGAAGCGCGGUUUUUGUUUGAUGAGAUGAGUGUUAGGAGUUGUGUUUCUUGGAAUAAUAUGAUAAGUGGAUAUGUAAAGAAUGGGAAGUGGGUCGAGGCGUUAAGCCUUUUUGGGAUUAUGCAAAAUGAGAAGGUGAAACCGAGUGAGUUUACAUUAGUUAGUUUGUUAAAUGCUGCAGCGCAGUUGGGAGCUUUGAAGCAAGGAGAGUGGAUUCAUGAUUAUGUUAUAAGAAAUAAUGUGGAAAUAAAUGAGAUUGUGGCUACCGCGAUUGUUAAUAUGUAUUGCAAGUGUGGGAGCGUUGAGAAAGCAUGGGACGUGUUUAGAUCAGCUCCUGUUAAGGGAUUGUCUUGUUGGAACACGAUGAUUAUGGGUCUUGCAAUACAUGGGCUCGAGAAUGAGGCGUUUGAGCUAUUUUCUGAAUUGAAGCCGUCUGGUUUUAAGCCAGAUGAUGUAAGUUUUGUUGGUGUUUUGAUGGCCUGUAGUCACUCUAGAUUGGUAGACAAAGCCAAAUAUUAUUUUUAUUUGAUGACAAAAAAGUAUAAAAUUGAACCAUCUAUUAAGCACUAUGGUUGUAUGAUAGAUGUGUUAGGCAGAGCAGGGCUACUAAAAGAAGCAGAAACACUUGUUAAAAAUAUGCCUAUGAAACCAGAUGCUGUUAUUUGGGGGUCUCUUUUAUCAUCUUGCAGGAGUUAUGGAGACGUUGAAAUGGGACAAUGGGCUUCGAGUAAUCUGGUUGAUUUGGGCGUAGACGAGAGUUCUGCUCAUGUGCUAUUGUCAAAUGUGUAUGCGGCUAAUGGUCACUUUGAGUUGGCGGUACAAGAAAGGUUAUUAAUGAAGGAGAAAAAGAUAGAAAAGAACCCUGGAUGCAGCCUAAUUGAAGUGAAUGGUGAAGUUCAUGAAUUCAUUGCUGGUGGAAGGUUGCAUCCUCAAGUCAAAGAGAUACACUUUUUGUUAGAAAAUUUGACUUUGAUGCUGCAAGACAUCAGUUUCCACUUUCCACAAUUCCUGCUCAAUUCUUCAUCAUGCGCACCAUAGUUUUUUCACAGAAUUCGUAUAGGUAGCAUAAGUUUUUCACGAUAUUGGAUAAAAAUAAAGUUCAGAAGUUCCGACUGCUAAACAGUUUUGUGGAAGUACUAUUUACAUUCUUUUUGGGAUCGUUUUAAGGAUACCCAGUACAAACUAAAGAAAAAUGAGUCUUCUUUCUAAGAGUAGGUGCGGGAUAGGAUGGGUAGCACCAGCUGCCCCACAUACCUGAAAAGAACAGAGACGGGUCUUGCAGGGUCUGAAAGGCACUAUUCACAGUUAUCCCAAUGGAGUCCAUGCAUACAAAAGAUGUCUAUUAAUUUGGCUUGUCCUUGAAUGUGUGACGUGUUAAUCGUAAACUGUGUGCCCGAAAAUAAGGUCACCUUGGAGUCCUUUCCUGACAAAAAUGGCAGAACUCACAGAUUUCUCUAGGUUACUGUGUCAUGUCCUGCGUCAAAGGUUAGAGUUGCACCAGUUCUUUGUUAAGGUUCAUGUUUUUAUAUAUAGUUCAGUUUAAAUAUGGUUUUAAGUGUUCUUCUUCUCGGAUGUAUAUAUAUGCUAAGCACAGUUAAAGUUCAUGUUUAUAUGUAUAGUUCAGUUUGUAUAUGGUUGAGUUUAUAUAUGGUUUUAAGGUUACUGCACCUUAGAGUA
Molecule: messenger RNA, 2503 nt
Organism: Erigeron canadensis
Lineage: Eukaryota; Viridiplantae; Streptophyta; Magnoliopsida; Asterales; Asteraceae
Product: pentatricopeptide repeat-containing protein At2g42920, chloroplastic
Exons: 1
Coding region: 203-1864 (553 amino acids)
Biological process (GO): RNA modification
Molecular function (GO): protein binding; RNA binding
Source: RefSeq, a predicted model, not a curated record